Molecule: messenger RNA, 792 nt
Organism: Amaranthus tricolor (Joseph's coat)
Lineage: Eukaryota; Viridiplantae; Streptophyta; Magnoliopsida; Caryophyllales; Amaranthaceae
Product: protein TRANSPARENT TESTA 1-like
Exons: 2
Coding region: 1-792 (263 amino acids)
Biological process (GO): anatomical structure development; regulation of gene expression
Cellular component (GO): nucleus
Molecular function (GO): DNA-binding transcription factor activity
Source: RefSeq, a predicted model, not a curated record
AUGGAACCAGUUAGUGCAUUUUCAUGCAUUUCAUUAAGUAAUUUUAGUAAGAUAGAAUUAGAUGAUAAAAAUAUAGAGCCCCUUAAACUUUUCCCAGACAAAACUGAGAAUGUUUUUUCUUCAAGGGAUUUAGAUAGCAAGAAAUUACAGCUGGAAAAUGAAGAAGAAGAAGAUGAUAAUGGCGGUGUUAUGGUUGCUUUACAUAUUGGAUUACCAGAUAAUAAUAAUGAUCAUAAUGUGAUUAGGAAGGGAAUUAGUGAUAAUAAUGAAGAUAAUGAAGUUCAAAGGUCCAAGAAUUAUUGGAUUCCAAGUGCUGUUCAAAUUCUUGUGGGUUUUACCCAUUUUUCUUGUCACCUUUGCAAUAAGACUUUCAAUCGAUACAAUAAUCUUCAGAUGCACAUGUGGGGCCAUGGAUCACAAUAUCGAAAAGGUCCAGACUCCUUAAAAGGUGUACAACCAAGAGCAAUACUAAGUGUACCAUGCUAUUGCUGCGAGGAGGGGUGCAAAAACAACAUCAACCAUCCAAAAUCUAAGCCAUUAAAAGACUUUCGCACACUCCAAACUCAUUACAAGCGUAAGCAUGGCCACAAGCCCUUUAGCUGCCGCAAGUGUGGCAAGUCGUUGGCCGUCAAAGGCGACUGGCGUACCCACGAGAAGAACUGUGGCAAGCGUUGGCUAUGUCUUUGUGGUUCCGACUUCAAGCACAAAAGAUCACUUAAGGAUCAUAUUCGUGCUUUUGGGUCGGGUCAUGCCCCCCUUCCCCCUUUAUUUGAUUCAGAGCAGUUCAAUUAG